Akanthomyces muscarius is the source of this 513-nucleotide messenger RNA. RefSeq lists its product as uncharacterized. The transcript has a single exon. The coding region runs from base 1 to 513 and encodes 170 amino acids. Lineage: Eukaryota; Fungi; Ascomycota; Sordariomycetes; Hypocreales; Cordycipitaceae. The record is from RefSeq and is a predicted model, not a curated record.
AUGGCGUCCAACAAAGAUGAGGUGAGCUCCAGGCUCUCCAACCUCACCCUAAACAAAAACAAGCCAAGCAGCGAGAGCAAAGCAAAGGAGGAAGUGGCCGACUCCUGGGAAGACGAAGACGUCUCUGAUGAGCCGGAGGAGCCAACAACGCCCAAGGCCUCAGCCUCAGCCAACGCUCCCGUCGCGCCUCCGCCCACCCCAGCGACGCCCUCCUUUACUAGGCCGCCCGACAAUUGGGGGAGUCCGGAAACUCUCAGCUCGCCGCAGUCAUCAUCGUCGUCAUCAUCCGCCGCUGCCCGCGACGGCCGCAGACCGGAAAAGACGGACGCGGUGGCGCGCAGGCUCAUCGCGGCGGGGCUGGGCCUCAAGGCGCCCAAGCAGACGGAGGAGCAGCGCGCAUAUCAAAAGUCGGUGCGCGAACAGGAGAGAAAACGCAGGGAUGAAGAGCGCGCCGAGCAGCAAAGAAGGGCAGAAGCUGCGGAACGGGCCAAAGCAGCCAUGUGGGAUGAUUAG